Molecule: messenger RNA, 1734 nt
Organism: Danaus chrysippus (African queen)
Lineage: Eukaryota; Metazoa; Arthropoda; Insecta; Lepidoptera; Nymphalidae
Source: the annotation of a GenBank genome assembly
AUGGCAAAAAUUUAUUGCAGAAUGAUAAUUUUUUUAUAUAAUAUUUUUCAAACAGUUAGGGCACAAGAUGAUGAUAACGGUGAUGAUGAACCAAAUGCUGAACAGCUUUGUGACGGACGUCCUGGUGAUGAAUACUUUAGAUUGUCUACCGAAGGCGACUGCCGAGAAGUAGUACGGUGUGACAAAGGAGGUGAAAAUGGCGUCACAAGGCUCGCUUCAGUGCGCUGCCCUGGUGGACUAGCAUUCGAUAUCGACCGCCAGACAUGUGAUUGGAAAACACAUGUUAAGAAUUGUGAUAAACUAGAAAGUAAGUGCACUAGGUCAGGUCUUAAACAGAUCACAUGCCCGUCUGGACUGUCUUUCGAUCUUGAUAAACAAACCUGCGACUGGAAGGGUAAAGUGACCAACUGUGACAAAAUUGAGAAACCAAGAAAAAUUCUGCCCAUCCUUAAGACUGAUGAACCAAUCUGCUCUGAAGGCAAGCUUGCUUGCGGAAGUGGUGACUGCAUCGAGAAAGAAUUAUUCUGUAACGGAAAACCAGACUGCAAAGAUGAAUCUGAUGAAAAUGCUUGCACCGUCGAUUUGGACCCCAAUAGAGCACCAGACUGCGAUACCAGCCAAUGUAAACUUCCCGACUGCUUCUGCUCAGCUGAUGGUACUCGUAUCCCCGGAGGCUUGGAGCCUAGUCAAGUCCCUCAGAUGAUCACAAUCACCUUCAACGGUGCUGUAAACGUUGACAACAUUGACUUGUACGACCAGAUCUUCAAUGGAAACCACCAAAAUCCUAAUGGUUGUCAGAUCCGCGGUACCUUCUUUGUCUCCCACAAAUACAGCAAUUACGCUGCUAUUCAGGAAUUGCACCGUAGAGGACACGAAAUCGCAGUUUUCUCAAUCACACAUAAAGAUGAUCCUAACUAUUGGACCAGUGGCAGCUAUGACGAUUGGUUAGCCGAAAUGGCUGGAGCGCGUCUUAUAAUUGAACGUUUUGCUAACAUUAGCGAUGCUUCUAUUAUUGGAGUAAGAGCCCCAUACUUGAGAGUUGGAGGAAAUAAACAAUUUGAAAUGAUGACUGACCAAUACUUUGUAUAUGAUGCAUCUAUAACCGCACCUCUAGGUCGUGUCCCUAUCUGGCCUUACACGUUAUUCUUCCGUAUGCCACAUAAGUGUAAUGGAAACGCCCAUAAUUGUCCCUCAAGGAGUCACCCAGUCUGGGAAAUGGUUAUGAAUGAACUUGACAGAAGAGACGACCCAACCUUUGAUGAAUCUCUUCCUGGUUGUCACGUAGUGGACUCUUGUUCAAACAUUCAAACUGGAGAACAAUUCGCGCGUCUUCUUCGUCACAACUUCAACCGCCACUACACGACCAACCGUGCCCCUCUUGGUUUCCAUUUCCAUGCUUCUUGGCUCAAGUCAAAGAAAGAAUUCAGAGAUGAACUUAUCAAAUUUAUCCAAGAAAUGAGUGAAAAGAACGAUGUUUACUUCACUUCUCUCAUUCAGGUGAUACAAUGGAUGCAGAACCCCACAGAACUGUCCCAACUCAGAGAUUUUGCGGAAUGGAAACAAGAGAAAUGUGACGUAAAAGGUCAACCAUUCUGCUCUUUACCAAAUGCGUGUCCUUUAACAACCCGGGAAUUGCCAGGCGAGACACUGCGUCUUUUCACCUGUAUGGAAUGCCCUAAUAACUAUCCCUGGAUCUUAGAUCCCACGGGAGAGGGCUUCAGCGUUAGGAAGUGA